This is a messenger RNA of Linepithema humile (Argentine ant), 2373 nucleotides long. It is a transcript of the gene Adsl, whose product is annotated as adenylosuccinate lyase. Gene Ontology annotation, molecular function: (S)-2-(5-amino-1-(5-phospho-D-ribosyl)imidazole-4-carboxamido) succinate lyase (fumarate-forming) activity; N6-(1,2-dicarboxyethyl)AMP AMP-lyase (fumarate-forming) activity. The record is from RefSeq and is a predicted model, not a curated record. Gene Ontology annotation, cellular component: cytosol. NCBI's taxonomy places the organism in Eukaryota, Metazoa, Arthropoda, Insecta, Hymenoptera, Formicidae. Gene Ontology annotation, biological process: 'de novo' AMP biosynthetic process.
AGCUGAUUGCAGCUGAUCGUGUACGUAGUUUCAUUCACGCGGUUAUGUCGGUUAGUUCUUUUACACGAGCUUCUCUCAAUCAACAAUGAGUGUUUCGAAAGUGCAGCACAAUGAGUAUUGCGAUUAUCGCAGUCCUUUAUCGACUCGGUACGCUUCCAAGGAGAUGCGGUACAAUUUUAGUGAUCAAAACAAAUUCAGUACGUGGCGCAAGCUUUGGAUUUACUUGGCAAAAGCUGAAAUGGAGCUUGGCUUGGCCAUCAAACCGGAGCAAAUCGCUGAAAUGGAGGCUCACGUGGAUGAUAUCGACUUUGAAGCGGCCGCCAGGGAAGAAAAGGCGACGAGGCACGACGUGAUGGCACACGUACAUGUUUUUGGUGAACAAUGUCCACGUGCUGCGCCCAUCAUCCACCUUGGUGCGACCAGUUGUUAUGUGGGCGAUAAUACGGAUCUCCUGAUUCUCCGUCAAGGCUUCGAUAUUCUGCUUCCAAAAUUAGGCUGCAUAAUUCAACGUCUCACGACAUUCGCUUUAAAGAACCGUAAUGUGCCUACUUUGGGUUUCACUCAUCUUCAGCCUGCGCAGUUGACGACAGUUGGCAAAAGGGCCAGCUUGUGGCUGCAGGAUUUGCUGAUGGAUGAAAGAGCCAUCCGUCGCGCUAGGAACGAUCUCAGAUUUCGCGGAGUCAAGGGCACGACGGGCACUCAAGCAUCUUUUCUUCAACUUUUUAACGGUGAUGCGGAAAAGGUAAAGCGAUUGGAUGCUCUUGUGACUAGAAUGGCAGGUUUCGAAAAGCAUUAUGCCGUUACUGGACAAACUUAUAGUCGAAAAGUCGAUAUAGAGUCUCUGAACGUUUUGAGUUCACUCGGUGCGACUAUUCAUAAGAUUUGUACAGACAUUCGUCUUCUCGCUAACAUGAAGGAAAUUGAAGAGCCCUUUGAGAGUACGCAAAUAGGCUCCAGUGCGAUGCCUUACAAGCGCAAUCCGAUGCGUUCGGAGAGAUGCUGCAGCGUAGCGCGUCACCUGAUGACGCUAGUAAACAAUGCUCUUCAUACCGCGGCGACACAAUGGAUGGAACGAACGUUGGAUGAUUCGGCGAUUCGCCGGCUCACCCUGGCAGAGGCCUUCCUGUCGGCCGAUACGAUUCUUAUGACACUCCAGAACAUUACAGAAGGUCUAGUCGUUUAUCCCAAAGUUAUCGCCAGACAUGUGGCGCAGGAGUUGCCCUUCAUGUCCACGGAAAACGUGAUAAUGGCCAUGGUAAAGGCCGGCGGUGACAGACAGGUUUGUCACGAAAAAAUUCGCGUAUUAUCGCAAGAAGCCGGAGCGCAAGUGAAACAACAUGGAUUGGAUAACGAUUUGGUUGAGAGAAUUAAAAGAGAUCCAUACUUUGCGCCGAUUUUACCUCAACUAAGCGAUUUGUUAGAUCCAUCGACGUUUAUUGGUAGAGCGCCCGAGCAAGUCGUCGAGUUCAUCGAAGAAGAGGUGUAUCCUGUGCUCGAAAAUUACAAAGGAUUGGAAAGCGGGAGCGUCGAGCUUAAUAUUUGACCCGAAAAAGGGAUUAUUAAUAUUGUUACAGUAGAUUCUUCAUUAUUUUUCCGAAGAAAUCUUUGUACAUUAAAUUUUUUUGCUAAAUCGAGAGUCUAAUUAGCUAUUAGCUCGAAUUUGUUCAGGGAUAACAAAAACAUAUGUACAACUAUUCAUUGUUAAUACUUUUUUUGUAUUCAUAAGUUUAAUAAAAUUAUAAAAAAAUAAUUCGCACUGUUCGCCGCACAUACGCGCACGUGUCUCCAUCGUUACUUAAUUCAGAGUUGCACAACUGACUGAGUUGAAAAUCAUCGUAAUACCCGCGAUGUUAACUAGCGAAAUAAGUCAAUUGUACAACUCUGACACAAUUAAUCACUAAUUAUUUCUUUUUUGUUUACAAUUUUUUUUGCCAAUUAGUCUUCUCUCCGACGUAACUACUGUGAUAGCGAAAACUUGACAGAUAGAUAGACAGAUAGAAGAAUAAACAGAGUGCAGAACAGGUAGAUAGAUAAAAAAAGAAAGAUAAAUAGACAAAUAAUGUACAGUAAGUAGAUUAAAAGAGAAAAUAGAAUUAAAUAGAAAAAGAAUGUAUUAUAUAUAAGACAGAAAAUGUAGAGACGAAAGAAAAAGGAAAAAAACAGGUAAGAGAAUUUUGACAAGAAAAAUAUAGCGUAUAGGUUUUUUAAAAGUGUUAAAAGAAAUUUAAAAAAUGAGAAAAAAUAAAUUUAAAAUAGAAAAUAGUAAUGAAACCAAUGAAUAGAAUUAGAAGUAAUAGAACAAAAAGUCAAAUGCAAGAAAGCGUAGAACUACGAUGAAGAAAUGAAAGAAAGAGAAUGAGAGUGAAAGCAUCG